CACUUUAUUCGUUUCCACUGAUUCGUCUCGUGCGGUUGUGUAGAAACAGCGAGUAAUACCGUUGGUCGUUGGUUUGAGGCAGCAUCAGACUUUCGCUAACGCGCGUUGUUUUUAUUUGUUAAGUGCACUGACUGUUGCGGGAUUUUACGAUCUGAGCCCAGUGUUAGCAGCAUCCGUGCUUCGGGGAAUCGCUAGUCCCAAAAGAGUAGUGUGUUAUUUAAAGUGGAUAUAUUCUAAAAAGAAAAUGUGAUUUUCAUUUGUCGAAUGAGUGAGAGGUGAUCGUGAAGAAAGUUAUUUCUGCAAAACUGCAUUCCGUCGCAAAUACAAGCCGCGAAAGCAUGCUUUUUUGAUUCACGCUUUGUGUAUGUCAUUGCAACACACUAUUGUUGGAGGUUUAUGCAGCCACUGUAUAACUACAUCGACAAUCACAGCACUGUUCCAAACCCGGAACAAAGAGAGGUCGGGGAACUAAUGGUUAUGAUGUAAAUUGAGUACGGUCCGUUAUCGGAGAACGGAAUAUAUCGUGGGGAGAAGUGAAUCUUCCGAGUACGGUUUCAGGAAUAACAUCACUGAGUUAGAGAGACUCGAAGAGAGAGAAAGAGAGAGAGAUAGAGUGCAGUCACAAAAUAGAAGGAACCUAGGUGGCUGUCCUCUGGCAGACGCGACACCCAGUCAGCUGUUUUGGGUCAGACCGUAAUUGAAUAGAAUCAAGAACUGGUUGUGCUAAACAUAACGUUUUUAAAAAGUUAACAUUGCUGAUCCGAACUCUAACUGGCGCAGCCGGUAGGAUCUGUGUGAUAGUGGUUUUAAAACAUAUAACAGUGUUGUGCAAGUGAUCAUUUAUUAGAAGAACUAACCGGUCACGCUAAGCAACGGUUGAUUAUCUACAAAAGCAGCGACACCGAUUAGGACACAACUGUAAAAGGAUCCACCACGGAAACACGACCUACUCAUUACUACGGAUGCUAACACCAGUUUUCAUAUUGAACUGAAUUUCGUUGGACCACCAGACUAUGGCCAAAUUUGACGGCGAGAAUGGAUACGGUCAACCUCUCAAAUAUGAUCCAGAUUUCAAAGGCCCACUGUCGAAGCGGUCAUGCACGGAUAUACCCUGCUUGUUUCUGUUUAUUCUCUUCCUAGUAGGUUGGGGAGGUGUGGCAUACUAUGCCUUUAUGAAAGGUGACUUAGAUCGAUUGCUGGUACCGACGGAUUCGAACGGAUUAAAGUGUGGCGUCGACAGUGGAGUACAGAAGGAACCCUAUUUGAUAUUUUUCGACAUAUCCGAGUGUGCCAAGCCCGACGUGCCCUUGUACGGGUGCCGGACGCCUCAGGUAUGCGUAAGUGAAUGCCCGACAGAAGAUUUCUACUUUCGAUACGAAGAAUGCAAUGCCAACUCGAUAGGAACCAUCAGAUCUCAGUUAAUUUGCGAUCGCUCCGUCCAAAAGAAUGAGCUGAACUGUGCGGAUAUUCAACCCUAUAUUGACCGCGGACGGUGUGCUAAGUAUUAUCUGAAAAGUGUUCCGUUCGCAAAACGAUGCAUCUCCAACCUUCCGGACUCUGAGUGUCCUUACAUUCCUUCUAAGGUACUGCAACAGUACAAACUAACUCCAUCAUCGUUUGACUUGAGCGUUAGCAAUGUAAGCAUUCGAACGGGUAAGCAGUUGUCAGAAGCGUUGCGGCAGGAUUGUGCUAAACAGCGACGCAUCGGCCGUCAACUGAUAGUCGAACGGAUAUCCAAGCUGCAGUCCUACUUUGCUCGCUACGUGGACAACGUACUGUCCCAGAUUACCAACGACACCCACGUACAUCAGACCGGGCAAAUGGUAGUAGAAGACAUCCUGGAAACAUGGCGCCUGGUUCUCGUGAUCUUACUACUAUCACUUCUGGUUAGUCUGAUAUUCAUCACAAUGUUGCGGUGGAUCGCCAAGCCGAUGGUUUGGAUUUCGAUUUUGGGCGUGAUUGUUGCUCUGAGCUACGGAGUUUACUAUAGCUACAUUCAGUAUGACUACAUUAGGCAGAAUCCGGUAGAAAAUCAUGUCAACGUUUCUCCGAAUCUGAGCUCACUGGUUCAAUCUUGGUUUAGAUCGGAUAAAACCUGGCUAUGGAUUCUGAUCAUACUAUCGAUUACUUUAGUCGUUCUCUUGCUGGUAGUGUUGGUUCUCCGCAAACGCAUAGUAAUCGCCAUCGCGUUAGUAAAGGAAGGCAGCAAAGCCGUCAGCGCCAUCUUUUCGACUGUUUUCUUUCCUAUUAUUCCCUGGGCGCUGCAUGUUUUGGUGAUCAUAUUUUCGAUCGCGGUUGGUCUCUUCUUGGCCUCGAUCGGUACUCCAAUAUACAGAGUGUACGGCUUGAAUACCACCGUCACUUGCGUCUGUGAUAAUGGCUAUCGAGAUGGGGAUAUUUGCGAUCCGGUGGUUUUCAAUGAACAUUGUCAUAACAGCUCAAUGCGUGAUCUCUCGGGUCGCUGCAUUGGCGCAUCGUGUAAUUUCCAAGACAUAAACAGUCCAAGAGAAGUGGGAUAUUUUCACGCACUGAACGUAGUAGGAUUUUUCUGGGGCAUUUGUUUCGUAUCCGCAUUCGGUGAAAUGGUCCUUGCGUUUACCUUUGCCACAUGGUAUUGGACCUUCCGCAAGAAAGAUCUACGCUUUUUUGUUCUGACCACCGGAUUCUUUCGAACAGUUCGCUAUCAUUUGGGAACGCUGGCCUUCGGAUCGUUGAUCAUUGCGAUCUGCAAGAUCAUUCGCGCCAUGUUGGAAUAUAUAGAUCACAAACUGAAGAAGUACGACAACGGAGUGGUGAAGGCUGUGCUUUGUUGCUGCAAGUGUUGUUUCUGGUGUCUGGAAAGCUUCCUGAAAUUCUUGAACACCAACGCAUAUAUUAUGUGUGCCAUCCAUGGCAAGAACUUUUGCUCCAGUGCGAAGGACGCGUUCAGUCUGCUGGCCAGAAAUGUACUGCGGGUUAUCGCCCUGGACAAGGUUACCGGGUUUCUCUUUUUACUUUCAAAACUUUUGCUAGCUUGCGGAAUGGCUGCCGUGACAUACACGUUCUUUGAUGCCGGGAUCACCAAACAGUUGCACUACCCAUUCAUUCCUUCUAUCCUGGUUUUUCUCGGGACGUACAUUAUCGCCUCGGUGUUCUUCAGCGUAUAUUCGGUUGCAGUGGAUACUCUAUUCCUCUGUUUUUUGGAAGACUGCGAGCGUAACGAUGGCACCCCCGAAAAACCUUACUACAUGUCUAAGAGUUUGAUGAAGAUUCUGGGUAAAAAGCAGAAAUUCAUCACAGCCCGCUAGGAGUAAAUCUUGGAAAAAAACGAGCUCUCCACCAAACGUGAUCACAUUGUUCCCGGAUAACCGGGAGGAUUCGAAAAAGAACAAUUUAUUUAUCGUUCAUGUAGCAUUAAGGCAUCAACAGUGCAACAAUAAUAACUAAACCAAAUACAAGGAAUCAGUACUAUGAUUCAAAAAAAAAUAUUCAUCGAGGCCAAAGUUUGAUAGGGAGAAAGUCAGAGGAACGCAAAAGAGUUUGAUAUGAAUGGUGCAAUUUGCCAAAGGGAAGACACAUGUUUUCUCAACAAUACAUUGAAACAUACAAACGAUAAAAGACUUACUAUAUUACCACUAUACUAAUAUCGAAUCAUUAUUUAACAAUUUCGUACUUUAAGUAAGAAUGUUUCGUACUGGCAAGUUACUAUAACAAUGUUGUUUGAAAGGACCGAGAGAAAAAAGAACUUAUUGAGCAAGAAUCAAGUAUUUUUAUAACAAUAUAUUUAUGAAUAAUAAUAUAAAGCAAUAUGGCAACCGAAUAAUUUGUGGUGUACAUUGAAACUAAAUGGUUGUUCAUACAUUUGUUGUUAUUUGAUAAAGAAACUGAUUGUGAUUGAUUCUAGGAGCAUAUGAAUACAUAGUAUGAUGAAAAGGAUAUACCUCUUGCAAACCGAUUUUAGAUAAUCUUAACAUUGUCUCAGAUGUAAUAACCACAAUUUAGCAAUCAGCAAAUACAUAUGCUGCAUAAAUCAUAAGUUACUGAGUUGUAAUGUUGCUGUCAAACAUUACAGAAAAUAAUCAUGUCUUGAAUUAUUA
Messenger RNA from Malaya genurostris, 4076 nucleotides. RefSeq names its product choline transporter-like 2 (gene Ctl2). Gene Ontology annotation, cellular component: membrane. Gene Ontology annotation, molecular function: transmembrane transporter activity. The transcript has 11 exons. The coding region runs from base 1014 to 3287 and encodes 757 amino acids. Gene Ontology annotation, biological process: transmembrane transport. The record is from RefSeq and is a predicted model, not a curated record. Lineage: Eukaryota; Metazoa; Arthropoda; Insecta; Diptera; Culicidae.